AUGCUCUGUGGUCCAUUCCAAGGCCCGCAGCGCUGGCGCGAGCGCGCACUGAGAAAAAAGGAUGGAGAGAGGCAAGCCCAGAAGGGCUCGCAGGCGACUAAGGGGCACGGCCGGCUUAUUCCCCUAGCCUCCCAGGGACCCCACGGCGCCCCUCUGCGGGCAGCGCGCAGGCGCCUGCUCUCCCGCCCCCUCCGUCCUGCGUGCCGCCCUUUCACCCUGGCAACCGCGGCGCGACGGCAGCGCGCGGGCUCGGUCUUGGGUGUUCCCCUGCCCCUCCUCCUCCUCCGUACACGGUUUUCGGGCGCGCUUUCGGCCCCGCGGGGCUGCACCUCGAGCCAUGGACUCCCAGAAAGUAAGCUGGGAAGGGGGCGCGGCGCCGGGGGCACCGUUUGGGCGGCGCCGGUGGGCGGUGGGCGCGUGCACCGCCGGGUGGGGCGCAGGCCUGGCGGGCGGGACAGGUCGGAGCGUCGGAGGGCCGGGCCCCCGCCGCUCGAGCUGGGGGGCGAAGGGGCGCCCGCACGAGAAGCGCUACAAAGGAUUAUUUCAACUCUGGCAAAUAAAAAUGAUGAAAUUCAGAACUUUAUUGAUACACUGAAUCAUACAUUAAAAGGAGUUCAGGAAAAUUCUUCUAAUAUACUUUCAGAAUUAGAUGAAGAAUUUGAUAGUCUGUACUCUAUAUUGGAUGAAAUGAAAGAAAGUAUGAUUAGCAGUAUCAAGCAGGAACAAGCUCGUAAAUCACAAGAGUUACAGACACAACUUAGUCAGUGUAAUAAUGCCCUGGAGAAUUCUGAAGAACUGUUAGAGUUUGCAACACGAUCACUGGAUAUUAAGGAACCUGAAGAAUUUUCAAAGGCUGCCAGACAGAUCAAGGAUAGAGUCACAAUGGCAUCAGCCUUUCGCCUUUCUUUGAAACCAAAAGUCAGUGACAACAUGACUCACUUAAUGGUGGAUUUCUCUCAGGAAAGACAGAUGCUGCAAACGUUGAAGUUUUUGCCAGUUCCCAAAGCUCCAGAGAUAGAUCCAGCAGAGUGUUUGGUGGCUGACAACGCAGUAACAGUAGCAUGGAGAAUGCCAGAAGAAGAUAAUAAGAUUGACCACUUUAUAUUAGAAUAUAGGAAAACGAAUUUUGAUGGACUUCCACGUGUAAAAGAUGAGAGAUGCUGGGAGAUAAUUGAUAACAUUAAGGGUACUGAAUAUACACUACCAGGUUUAAAAUUUGAUUCUAAGUAUAUGAAUUUCAGAGUGAGAGCAUGCAACAAGGCUGUGGCUGGAGAAAAUUCUGAACCAGUCACUCUAGAGACCAAAGCCCUUAACUUCAGUUUGGAUAACUCCUCAUCCCAUUUGAACUUGAAAGUUGAAGAUACCUGUGUAGAGUGGGAUCCUACUGGAGGAAAAGGUCAAGAAACUAAAAUGAAAGGAAAAGAGAACAAGGGCAGUGGUACGCCAUCCCCUAAACGGACAUCAGUGGGCUCCAGACCCCCAGCAAUAAGAGGCAGCAGAGAUCGUUUUACUGGGGAAUCAUACACAGUGCUGGGAGACACUGCUAUUGAAAAUGGACAGCACUAUUGGGAGGUCAAGGCCCAGAAGGAUUGUAAAUCCUACAGUGUGGGAGUAGCUUAUAAAACUCUGGGGAAAUUUGACCAGUUAGGAAAGACGAACACUAGUUGGUGUAUCCAUGUCAACAACUGGCUACAGAACACAUUUGCAGCAAAGCAUAAUAAUAAAGUGAAAGCCUUGGAUGUUGCUGUUCCUGAGAAAAUAGGUGUAUUUUGUGAUUUUGAUGGAGGUCAACUCUCUUUCUAUGAUGCAAACUCAAAACAAUUAUUGUAUUCCUUUAAGACAAAAUUUACUCAACCAGUGCUUCCAGGUUUCAUGGUUUGGUGCGGUGGACUUUCUUUGAGUACUGGGAUGCAAGUUCCAAGUGCUGUGAGAACACUUCAGAAAAGUGAAAAUGGAAUAACUGGUUCAACCAGCAGCCUGAACAAUGUUGCUCAGUAGUGCCUGCUCAGCAGAUAUGACCCCAUUUUGAUUGGGAGACUUCUUCUGUGCGAUUAUAAAUCACAGAAACUUAUGAGUGGUGCAAAUCAGGUUUGCUUCCUUCAGCUUUAAGGCCU
Messenger RNA from Elephantulus edwardii (Cape elephant shrew), 2114 nucleotides. RefSeq names its product fibronectin type III and SPRY domain containing 1-like (gene FSD1L). NCBI's taxonomy places the organism in Eukaryota, Metazoa, Chordata, Mammalia, Macroscelidea, Macroscelididae. The coding region runs from base 1 to 1998 and encodes 665 amino acids. The transcript is spliced from 14 exons. Gene Ontology annotation, molecular function: protein binding. The record is from RefSeq and is a predicted model, not a curated record.